Tupaia belangeri chinensis (Chinese tree shrew) is the source of this 1919-nucleotide messenger RNA. It is a transcript of the gene RAB17, whose product is annotated as RAB17, member RAS oncogene family. The transcript has 6 exons. The coding region runs from base 892 to 1515 and encodes 207 amino acids. The record is from RefSeq and is a predicted model, not a curated record. Lineage: Eukaryota; Metazoa; Chordata; Mammalia; Scandentia; Tupaiidae. Gene Ontology annotation, molecular function: GTPase activity; GTP binding.
GGGCGCAGCCAGUGCCGACGUCACGGCGAAUUCUGAGGAUGCACGGACGACUGGGUCCGUGCACCUGCUUUUGCAGACUGUCAUUCACAGGACAAGAGUCCACAGUCGCCAGCCUCUGGCCCAACCCGGCUGCCUCAGCCACACCCCGAGUCUGAAAACCCUAUCUGAAAGGAACGGUGCUGUUACCCCUAGCCAGGAAAUCCUGCAGCUGGAGCCUCCUGGAGAGCUUGGGGGACCAGGACCCUCCUGCCCCCACAGAGACCUUCCCCCGGCACCCCAGUGGCACCAAGCCCACCCUGGACGCUGCAGCAGCCCACCUGGGUCACCUUUGGGUCCGGACACGGCCGAACUAGCUCCUCUGUGUGGAAGGGAUGAAUUCAUGCCAUAGAAACAUUCCUUCUCCCUGGCUUUUAGUUUCUCAAAUGCAACAAAGAAUCCAAACAGCUCUGUGGAAAGAGCCAAGAAAAUGUGUCACGCCAAAGUGAAACCCUUAUCAGAGCUGGAAAACUGGCUGGAACUGGACAACAGCAGAGGCUGGAGAGGUGGCUUCCGGCCGGCCGCAGGUGCUCGGUGCUCAGGUCUGCCGGCCUUUCCGCCCAGCCUCCCCUGCCCUGUCCCAGGUGACCACGUGACCAGGGAGGACUUUGCCCUGAGCCUUUCAGGAAGGGAAGAGGCCUGACCUUGGGCAAUGGCAGCGGCUGCUGUUCCUGCUACCUUUGCUCUGUGGCUCCGUUUCCACUGAGGCACGCCUCCUCCUGCCCCUGCAGGGCCCUUGAGAAACAAACCUUUCCCAGCCAGGACGACAAGGAAGGGGAGAGAGCAGAGGCCCUUCAGAACCCAGCGAUGGCAGGCUGCCUGGUUCCCUGGAAGUGACCAGACCUGGGAACAGGCAUGGAGCAGGUGAUGGCGACCCCAUGGCCCAGGGCCGCCCCUGGCCAGCCCCGUGUAUUCAAGCUGGUUCUCCUGGGAAGCGGCUCGGUGGGCAAGUCCAGCCUGGCUCUCCGGUACGUGAAGAACGACUUCAGGAGCAUCUUGCCCACCGUGGGAUGUGCGUUCUUCACGAAGGUGGUGGAUUUGGGCUCCUCGUCUCUGAAGCUCGAGAUCUGGGACACGGCUGGCCAGGAGAAGUACCACAGUGUCUGCCACCUCUACUUCAGGGGUGCCAACGCCGCGCUCUUGGUGUACGACAUCACCAGAAAGGACUCCUUCCACAAGGCGCAGCAGUGGCUGGCGGACCUGGAGAAGGAGCUCUGCCCCGGGGAGGUCGUGGUGAUGCUGGUUGGAAACAAGACGGACCUCGACCAGGAGCGGGAGGUGACCUUCCAGGAAGGGAAGGAGUUCGCGGAGAGCAAGCGGUUGCUGUUCAUGGAGGCCUCGGCCAAGCUGGACUUCCAGGUGUCCGAGCUCUUCACCGCCGUGGCCGGAGAGCUGCUGCGGAGAGAAGUCCAGGAGGGGCAGAGCCAGCGGGCGCCCACGUCUAGCCCCACCAGGCCAGCCCAGUGCUGUGCCCACUAGAAGCAGCCCCUGCAGGAGGGCCGUGGACGGGGGUGCCCAGCCCUGCUCUGGAAGGCCCAGGCUUGCCUCACUGGGGCCCAGGCCUGCCUUGAACGGGCACCCAGGGCUGCCUCGGGGGGAGGGGUGUGCCAGGCCUGCCUAGGGAGGGGUGCCCAGGCUGCUUUGGUGGGGCUAGCUGGGCCAUCUUGAGGGUGGGCCCCCGCCAGUUCUGCACUGACCUGGACUCGCUGUGGACCCCGGAUUGUGGCUGAGCCCUUGCAGGGCCUGGAAAUCAGCACCUUUUAGGAUAAUGCUCCACAAGCCAGCGGGGAUUGCUGAUGGAGGACCUGGUGUCCCGUGGUCCCCAGAAGAGGGUUGGCCCCACCGGCCUCUGGCCUCUGGCCCCUGCAUGCUCGCGGCCAGUG